UGGGGAACAAAACUGAGAAUGAGUAAAGUAAAGUAACAACUACGUGAUCACAUGAGCAGAUUUUUUGGGACGACCACGCCAGUUUCAUCUCUAGUACAAUGUGACGGUCGAUUGUAGGCCAACUUGUACCUUGUAAUUGAAGCAGGCCAGUUGCAAGAUGUCAUCCAUCCCACAAGGCUGCGCCCCAAAGCCUCUCAAAUCUGGAGAACUCGAUAUUUGUGUGAAGGGGAUUUUGUCAAAGUCCUGGCAAACAAAACAGUGUUACCUGUGUCCAGCCUGGGGCAUCCGACCACAGAGAAUAGAGGCCUACGAUGUGGAGGAGAACGAUGGGAAAACUGCUAAGCUAUGGAAGGUGUUCAACCUGCAGGGCCUGAAGAAGGUCAUCAUCAAACACAAAGCUGGAGACAACCAUCUGGAAGUGACGACAAAGAAAGACAAGUUUUGUUUUGCCUGUAAGGACGAGUUGGAGAUAAAUGACUGGGAGGGCUACUUACAGGGCUUGAUCAGAACUGCAGGUGAUUGUGCGCGUCAUUUAGAUGGAAAGGCUGAGGACAGUGUGAGUCAUGAUGGCGAGUCUCAAGCUGAUGAUGACAACAAUGCUCAUCUCUUUGAUGAGAACAUCCUUUACGAAUCAGCUGAUCCUCAGAUGCAGUUUGAAGUAUCUGUUCAGCCCAAUUCUGACACAGAGAGGCUGCAGCUUAUUGGAACAUAUUUGCUGACCAUCACAGACUUCACACUGUCCCUGGUGGACAAGACUCUCGGCAAACCUCUAUGUAUAUGGCCCUACAAAUGUAUUAGGCGUUACGGCAAAACUCCCACUGUGUUUUCCAUUGAAGUCGGUCGGAGAUCUACCACAGGGCCAGGAUGCUUUUCAUUCCACACAACGAAGGGAAUUGAAAUUUUCAAACUGGCGCAGGCCAAAUUGGAAAAAAUGCGUCAAAUAGAUAUGUUGUAUCUGAAGACUGCGGGAAUCGAGGCACAUCAAGGUGCUAGUUUGACGAAUAAUGAUUCUGGUAUUCCUCGAAGCCACUCAGUGGAUUCUGAUCACAAAGGCAACCACAACGCCGAUCAAGAUCGGAGAAGUUACCCAGUCUGCAAACACCAACAGGUGACAGUAGACAACAACAAGAAUAUAUCGCUCGGGGUAGAGACAGCUCUGGGCCAUGGGUCAGCAGGUCAACUCAGCAAAAAGGAAAAAAAGAAAGCAGAGAAGGCUAAACCCAAAGAGGACAAGAAAAAAUUGGGUAAAUCUAAAUCGAAGGAGAAAGAUGAAGUUAAACCUGACAAAAUGUUCAGCAACACAGCUAAUCUGCUUGACAGAGGGCAUUUUCCAGAGCACCCAGUAAUGGAAAAGGUCCUACCACAUCUAGACCCAAAUGCAACCAGUCGAUUAAAACAUGUAGAGCGCAAACCAAUGGGUAUACUUUCAAAGCCGUCUCCUCCUCCGAGUACUGUGAAACCAGAGCUUAAAGUGGCAGUGAAUCCUGUGGGUAAAUCUGAUGGUUCAACACCAGAGGAACUGUAUUCGUUACCAGCCAAUAAAUCUGUUAGAGCAAGGCCGUUUCCCAAGACUAAUGUGGCUAAGGCAGUUGAGAGGCCGUAUGAGGAGCCAGAUCUGGCAUUUGUCAGUGGUGGUGUGUUACAGGGUACCGCGGCCUAUGAGCUUGAAGACUGUUACGAUGAAGUGGAACCGAGGACACUGCCUACUCCAGCAGGGGCAAGCCAGAAGAAUAGAUCUCCCGCCAAAGUCACAAAUACCAAGCCCAAAUCAAAACCCAGCAAUAAUAAAGGCACAGAUUUUGGCACUUAUUCCCGUGUCGAAGAGAGGACAAAGGCUUGGAAACAUCAGGGCAUAGAAAAUGAAAGACACAUAGAAAAUUACAAUCAGCACAGCAUUACUGAUGAUGGUCUGUACGAGACUACUGAAGUGCCACCUCCCUCACACAACCUACCACCCCCAAUUACAUUCAAGGACUUUGAGUCCAACGCUUUUGUAAACAACAAUUACGACCAUAUUCUGGUCCCUAGUGCCAAACCAAGGCUGAUGAAUAAGGUGAGUGAUCCCGAGGCUUACAGUACGUAUUCACAAGCCCAGGUGCAUUCCCCUGCUGCCAAACCCAAGGUGGAACUUACCAACACUGGGCAAGAGUACGAGGAGGCAGUCCUCUCUCCCUAGUAGUGAUUGGUGAUUAGUGUCAGCGGGCUACCACUCAUGACCUGAAACCCCUGCUACAUGCAAAGCUUAUACUGUACGUGCAUGCUUUGAUUCAUGGUUACCAUGCGACUAAUGUGAUGUUGACAGUAUACCUGGCUGUGGUGUAUCUUUGAGCCAACUAAGAUUAGAAGGUGCUUCCUGCUAUGAUUGGGUAACUAUAUAUGCUGCUGUCUCUGGAAUGGGCAGGCUGCAUACUUAUUGAUGCCGUGACACUACGCACUGUUGCAGUGUUCCAUCAUAAACUGAUUGUCAUGUAUGCAGGGUUCUAACUACAUCAGUGACAUGGACAGACUACACUGUAUAAGAAUAGUUAUCAUUGCCAAGAUAAUGGUGAUGCUCUGUGGAGAACAGUUAGAUUGUUGAUCAAAUGACCAUGUGAACGCAGGACAUAUAUUUGUACUCCUCUUCAUUGUGGCCUUUACUGUGCUACAAGAUAUCAGUCUUUUGCAGACUUUCAUUAUUCGAGAAAGGAAUAACACACACUGAUAAAUCAUUCUUUGUGAGUCAUUAUGCAGUGUGUUUUUCUUUUUGUGCAUCAGUUAUGUUAUUCAAGUAUGUAUGCAUGGGGUUUUAGAAGGAGUUAUUCACUAUACAUAUACUGUGUCUUCUUGUGAUGGGAAUUCCAUGCAGCCAAAGUUCUGCCGUCACUGAAGUAUCAGUAUUGGGCAAAGCAGUUCUGUUUCCUUGCUCUGGCUUCACGGUAUUUUUAAAAAAUACCAUUUUUAAGUCUUCGGUAUUACCCAACCCGGGUUUCGAUCUAGUUCUCCCAACUUCAAAGCAGUCUAUUAUUUCAGGUCUUCAGAAUACUGAUUAUAGUCGGCCACUAUUUAUAAAUUUGUAUUGUCUUCAAACCAUGAAUACGUGUAGCGGUGCCCAGAAAAAUGUUGGGCACACGACUUGAACUUUCAGAGGCCACCUGUAUUUAGUGAGUUUGAGGUCUUUCACUGUUUUUCAGCCAUGCAGUAUCAGUCAAGACACAAAUCUUUCCAAUUAGCUCUUGAAUAAUCCAGGUGUUUUGUGCAUGUUUUGAAAGAUUAGUGCUAUACACUUACCCGUAAGAGAAAAAUGUGUUACAUUUCAACAAAUUUUACAUUUUCGUCCCGGAAGAUAAUUUACAAAGUUGUCUUUCUUUUCCUAUCUUGUACUUUUGGGAUCAUUUUUCAUUCUUAAAUUAAUGUUGUUCAUACAUUUUGCUCUACAAAAGUAGAAAUCCAUUUCGUAAUUGCUCAUUUAUCACUAUUAUUCUGUACACUUUCAACAUCAGUGGUUGAGGAACUGGUUAGGCCUUUUAUGUGAGCUGGCUGAUAGUUAUAAGGUAUGCGCACAAAUAGACUAGAAGUAUUCAUUUUCUGACAAAUUUUAUUUAAUUGUUGAAUGUAUUGAUCACUGAUAUUUCCUCACAGAAUACCUUAGAUGGUUUAUGUCAUAUUUAGAAUGAAAUUCAUUGAUUUUGGAGAUAAAUUUUGUUUUCAGAUGUUUAGAAAUACACAGUCUUAAUAUUAUUUUUGUUAUUAUUUGAUUGGUGUUUUAGGAAUUACUCAAGAAUAUUUCAUUUAUACGACGGCGGCCGGCAUUGUGGUGGGUGGAAACCGGGCACAGCCCGGGGGAAACCCACGACCAUCCGACAUAGUAUUAAUAGUGUUACAUUUAGAUAUACGGCCAGUAUAUAGGCCCAUGUACUAUUUACUUGCAUGUUCAUGUAAAUUAAGAAAUUUAAAAACAUGUACUUAUAAUGAUAAUUAGUGUUGCUGAUUUAUGGAUACAUGAUACUGUAUGUUUUUAUUAAGAAUCAUGGCUCCUGUCAAAGAUUGGAAAUUUUUCAAAAUGUGUUUUAUUAUUUGCCUUAUUAUGCAAAUGGUGCUGUAUAACAAAGGAACAUUCCCAGAACAUGGCCAGAUUUGAAAGAAAUAUAUUAAAUUCCAUAACUUGACUGCAUGUGUGAACUUAAUGAAGUAAAUGUUCACCGGUAUUCUUGAUUUUGUGUAUGAACAGCUCCCGAGAGUGAAAAGCCUCUUUGUCAUUAAGGUACUAUCCAAACUUCUCAGGAUGUGUUGGAAUAAUUUUGACUCAUACUUUUACCUGUGUUGAAUAAAUAACCUGUAGUUCACUGCAGACAUUUGCUCCUGCACAUGUUUGUAAUAUGUUUGUAAUAUUUGUAUGACGAAUUCCAUUAUUGAGAUCAUUCUUAAUCAUCCUAUACAACUGUCAGGUUUCAAAUGACAAAGAGUUUUGCAUUCAUGUCACACUAUUUUUGUGACCAUCAAUUACAAUAGUUACUGUGAAUCUUGAAAAAAAGGCAUAUGUACAUGUGUGUUCAUAAUUUUGUGCUUGAAGGUGCAGUAUAUAGCUGUUAUUGUCACAGGUGUGAAAAGUUUAAUCCAUCGGCUGCAUUGUUCUAAUAGGUCACAUGGAAAACAAUCCCAAUAUAUAUGACAAAAAUUUAACCAUCAGUGGUAAGGCAUAAAGCUCUUAGAUAUUCCUGUGCUUAAAAGUGAGUGGCAUGAGCUAGUGAGUGUGAACAGCUAAAUGUGGACUUGGUGAUCUAUGUUUUCUAGAAACUGUUGUCAUGUUUUUAAUAAACUUCAUUCUGUUUGAUAUGCUGGUUGCUGUUUUAAGUGAAGUCCAUUCCUGUGAUGUAUUUCUAGUUCAGUGUUGGGAAGAAAGACAGCAUGAAUGGCUGUAAUGUUGGUAUCCUCUGUCAGAAGCUCAUGCAGUUUUGAAAAGCAUCUGAAAUCCAAGGAGAACUUAUUGUGAAGGUUACAAGAAGUACCAAUUACAUGUAUCCAGAGGCUUUUCACCUACAUGGUUAAUACAAUGUACGUUCAGUGUAUAUCUCUAUGGCAUCAAACAGCCAUCAGUUGUUAACCUGGAACUGUGUAAAUCCUGUAGGCAUGGCUCACUGAGAUACACCUGUAUAUACAUGUACAUGUAUUGUAACUGUUUACAUGUAGUUUAGAAGUUAGACAUGCAGUUGUCUACUCUAGUGUCCAGGUCUAGUGCUGACAGGCUCUCUGUCUGCCAGCCUGUAACAGAACCAGUGGCCAGCUUAUAAAACAUACUUAGUGUUAAGUUGCCCUUAGCUAAGUGCACUUUAUAUAUCUACAGCAUUUGUCGUCAUGAGAGUUACGGGCAAACUUAACUAAGUGACUUAGCUUCAACGAAAUCGACCUGAAGCAGAGCCUACACCCAAACCAGGCAGAUCUUACAACUUAAUGAGGCAGAGAAUGCAAGAACACCAGGGAGAGCCUACAACCAAAUCAGACUAAGCAUACAACCAAAGCAGGCAGAGCCUACAAGGAAAACCACUUUCCCACAGUGCAAUUAACUAUUAGAAAUAGUUAUUUCAUAGAUUUUGAUAAUUUAACAAAUAACACCGUGUGAAAAAAAAAACUUAGUCUUAAAUAUUUUCAUUUAACUACUCAAAUUUUAUAAAAAGUUGCUAUAACAAAUCGUACCUUGUGAAUGCACCCAUAGUUGCUUGGGACCACGCUUACAGUACAAGUAAUACUGGGGUAUGUAACAAGAAUGGAUAUCUUAGGCUACUGAACCUUGUGCCAUUAAGCCCGACAAUUUUCCGUUCCUCCCACUGCAUCAUCACCUUAAAACAUCUCUCUAAUUUAAUCUAGGUAUGUAAGGAGGGAAGUUUAGAUGCAGAGCAUAUUAUGUACUUCAGACAGAAAACAAAUAUUUACACUGCCUAUAAAUUAUCAGAUCAUGUAUUUUAUUCGUGGUUCCCAGGGAAGGUAGUUUUUGUAUGCAAUUACAGUACAUGUAACCAAAGACAUGGCAAUGACAAUAAUUUGGUAUUACAUAAUCACCAAGUGUGGUAUUGGAGAGCAUGUGGUUAUUGACCUUGUCGAUUCACAUGCUGACCUUGAUACCUCCAGUUUACUGUCAGCCAAACUUUUCUCAUUGUCAAAUGUUCGUCUUCUCAUCAGUACAUACUAUAUGAGCAAUACCAGUUAUGCUGAUUCUUUAAUAACCACUGGGUACCUUUUUGUCCUGUAUAUCUUACCCAACUCCAGGAAGAUUCAAAAAUUGUGUAAAGCACUGGUGUUAAAUGAGUGUAAUGAAUGACACUCUUUCAUGUAAAUUUUAUUUACGUAUUUGUUUGGAAUUUUUAGUCAGCAAAAUAUACAGGGCCUAAUCCAGCC
This is a messenger RNA of Liolophura sinensis, 6369 nucleotides long. RefSeq lists its product as uncharacterized. Lineage: Eukaryota; Metazoa; Mollusca; Polyplacophora; Chitonida; Chitonidae. Bases 158 to 2176 code for a protein of 672 amino acids. The transcript has 3 exons. The record is from RefSeq and is a predicted model, not a curated record. Gene Ontology annotation, cellular component: cytoplasm. Gene Ontology annotation, biological process: cell surface receptor protein tyrosine kinase signaling pathway; positive regulation of MAPK cascade; Ras protein signal transduction.